GCUCUCCAUGCCAAAUCGCGUGCAACAUGGUGUUGUGUAAAGGGUAGGAUGCCGCCAGAUGCAAGGUUGCCCACCUACGCUGCAGAGUUUCUCGUGCUUUUGGCGCACGUGGAGAAGACAUUGAAAUCUGGCCAGCUGCAGGAUGAUGGAGACCUGGACAUCCAAAAGGCAAAGGUCGCCUCGUAUGAAGCAGCAUUGACAAGUCGGCUAGAGUGUUGGCAAAAUUUGUCCGAACACCAGAUGGAACAGUAUCGCGCAAAAAUCGAACAAUUAGGCAGUGCCAUUGUAGUUGCUGCGGUUCAGCCGAAAACGAUGCUGCCACCGCCUGAAAAACCGGACGAUACGAUCACGGAGACUGUUACGGUCAAGGAUGCCUCAAGCGCACAAUUGCCAAAGAUCCAGGAACUUCUCGUGGAAAAGAAGACCCCACAGAUGCCGUGGCGGCGAACUUCAGGACCGUACGUGAAGCCAAGGUCUUCGGCAGCUGUGAGCAAUGAGGCCCGCGGCAGCUUAGAAUCAGAAAUGGUUGAUUUGGCCGAAAACAUGAAAGGUGCUGCGAAUGCAUUCUUGCAGACAUUGAAGAAGGACAAUGAACGAUUAGAGGACAUGCAAUCUGCUCAAGAUCGGAGCCUGGACAAUGUCAUGGCCCACACAGCGAGUGGGAAGAAACUGCUCCGAUCCGGUCAAAUGAGUUUUUUUUGCACUUCGGAUGGAUUUCGUGCGAUUUUGCCAUGCUGGGUUUUGUUCCCACCAUUCAGACCAAAUCUGAAAGGCACCAUGAUUUUAUUGGCGAUCAGUGUGGUGAUAUUUUGUAUGAUGAUACCGUUUAUCAUUUUCACCUGAUCCAUGCUCAUUUGCACAUCAGAUCCGCUGGAGAUACAGUAUCAUAGUGCGGCAAAAAAGACUCUUUCCUCGGGUGCA
Messenger RNA from Effrenium voratum, 921 nucleotides. The record is from the annotation of a GenBank genome assembly. Lineage: Eukaryota; Dinophyceae; Suessiales; Symbiodiniaceae.